CUGGAGGGGGCGCCCCACUACAGGGCUUCACGAGAGGCUGUACGAAUUAUUCGUAGCGCAAAACCAGUCACUGAUUUGGGUCUCACUGUCGAGCAGGAGGACGAGCGAGCACUUGACGAGUGUAUUCUUCCCAGCAAGCCGAACGGCCGAUACUUCCACGACUCGACUCGACCGGAAAACACCAGACUCGGGAUCACGAUGCCCGCCGCCACCAACCCUGGGCAGCCCCAGCUGCUAUUCGCCGAUGGAUCCUUCGAGGAACUCGCUGUCGAGCUGGCCGACUACCUGAAGGUCGAGGACGUCAAGCAGCUGUUUGAAGGAGACAAGAAGGGCUCCACGGAGGAGGUUCUGGUCAAGCUGGUCGCCGCCGCCCCUGGCCUUCUCUCCGUGCCCGAGAAGGAGUUUACUGCCGCGUCCAACCUGUUGAUCCACCUCGUUUUGCAAUCUGCCGAGCCCAAGAAGCACCUGCCGACACUAUGCAACAUCUUCUCCAAGCCCGUCACCACCUCUCCCGUUCACGGCGUUGGGCUCUCUCUGAAUGCCCUCACCACUGUAUUCAACCUCCUCGAGCCCACCGACCCGAUCCGAGCCCGCGUGUUCAUGGAGAUCCUCAAGUUCCUGAAGGCGCACAACCUGUUCGAAAGCCUCAAGCAUUAUCUGGACACCCUACCCGAGUGGAUGGAGGCAUGGGGAACUACAGUAGACUACCAGAGGAAGCUCUAUGAGGAGGUGGCAGACGUCGCCCUGGAAGCUGGCGAGGACGAGCAAAGUUACGAGUUCAUCCUCAAAGCCUUGCGCACAUUCGACGCCGAUGGAAAGGACGACGCUUCAUCUGAGGAUGCCCAGAGACUAUCACUCCGCGCUGUGCGCAUGGCCCUCCUCUCCAACACCCACUUCCUCUUCCAAGACCUCCGAUCGAUCCCUUCUGUCCAGGCCCUGAGCGACUCCCAGCCGGUCUACUCUCAACUCCUCGACAUCUUCGCCGAGCAGGACUUGGAGGACUACAACGACUUCAACGAGGAGCACGAGGGCUGGGUCGACCAACAGAAGCUCGACCACGAGAAGCUGCACCGCAAGAUGCGCCUGCUCACAUUCUCCAGCUUGGCCGCAGCCACGCCCAGCCGCGAGAUCGAGUACGCAAAGAUCGUCAAGGCCCUCCAGAUCCCCGUCGAGGACGUCGAGAUGUGGGCCAUCGACGUGAUCCGCGCCGGCCUGGUCGAGGGCAAGCUGUCGCAGCAGCGGAACAAGUUCCUCGUGCACAAGGUCACGUACCGCGUCUUUGGCCAGAAGCAGUACCAGGAGCUCGCGACGCGCGUGGACCACUGGAAGUCGACGAUGCAGAACGUCCUGAACGUCCUGCGCCAGGAGCAGGCCAGCGCCAAGUCCCAGAAGGAGCGCGAGGCGCAGGAGCUGGAGCGCAAGCUGAAUAGCGCGACUUCCGGCACCGGCGGCCAGGGCGGCCGGCGGCAACAGCGGGAGCGAACGGACAAUGACGACUAA
Molecule: messenger RNA, 1500 nt
Organism: Clonostachys byssicola
Lineage: Eukaryota; Fungi; Ascomycota; Sordariomycetes; Hypocreales; Bionectriaceae
Source: the annotation of a GenBank genome assembly